Aedes albopictus (Asian tiger mosquito) is the source of this 2378-nucleotide messenger RNA. RefSeq names its product nicastrin (gene Nct). Gene Ontology annotation, cellular component: plasma membrane. The transcript is spliced from 3 exons. NCBI's taxonomy places the organism in Eukaryota, Metazoa, Arthropoda, Insecta, Diptera, Culicidae. The record is from RefSeq and is a predicted model, not a curated record. Gene Ontology annotation, biological process: Notch receptor processing; protein processing. Bases 157 to 2307 code for a protein of 716 amino acids.
UUUCGGCGACGAAUCGUUUUGGUUCUGAUUCGCGAAAAAAUGGAGUGCUGCUAGUAAACAACGCGAUUUUCUAGACAGUUUUCUAGUGAUUUUUAGUAAUUUUAGCUUGAAUUCGUCCGUAUGAUAGCGUAAAAUAUCCUUGAAUAGCUCAUCGAUAUGUUUAAAGUGGCUGUGCUUGCGGGGAUGCGCCCUACCGGAGCGAUUUACAGUGCGUUCGUUGUUGUGUUGGUACUGCUCCUGGGAUCGGACAAUGUGCAAUCCCAGCGGAUCAAGGACAACAUGUACACCCCGAUCAGUGGGGCGCACUGCUUCCGGCGGCUGAACGGUACCCACGUUACCGGGUGCAGUUCCAAGUUGGGUGGAUCCGUGGGCGUUCUGCACUUCAUUCGCUCGGAGGCUGAUAUUGACUUCGUGGUGAGGAAGCAUCCUGCGCCGCCGUAUGCUCCGGUCCUGGCGCCACAUCUGUUCACGCGCGAGAACAUCCUGCGGUUACGGGAUCAGGGUGGGAAGCAUGUUUCGGCGGUGGUUCUGAUCAACAAUGCCACCGAGUUGCAGCAGUUCAGCCAGGAAUCGAGGUGUCCCAAUCAGUUCAGUGGAUUUGCGAAGGGCGAUGCGGGAACUUGCGAUGUGGAGCGAGCGGAAGGCAGUUGGAAUCCGUGGGGAACGGGGCUGCUGUUGGAGGAUUUCCCGUUCCCGAUCUAUUAUGUGGCGGAUCCGGAUGAGAUCGACAAGUUGUACGAUUGCUUCGAGAAAUUUAACAACUUUGAUUUGGAGAAUCAGCACCAGCGGAGCCUCUGCAGUAUCGAGGUGAACGCUUUCAUGUCCGCGGCGGUUGACACUAGGGUUUGUCUGACGAGGUCGACGGUGUUUAACUCGUUGACGCCGGUCAAAUUCUGCGAUCCACUUCAAGGGAAGAACGUCUUUGCCACGCUGUUUCCUCGGGUGUUGGUGAAACCGGAGGAGCGGAAGGUGGACCCGAGCGAAAGGAUCAUUCUGGUAUCGAGCCGGAUUGACACGACCACGAUGUUCGAUGGAAUCGGAUUGGGUGCGAUGGAUUCCCUGGUUCCGUUCACGAUUCUGGUUUCCGUGGCCCAUUUUCUGGCGAAGGUUCUGCCGGAGCGGGUCAAGUCAUCGGAUCCCAAUGUUCUUUUCAUGUUCUUCAACGGAGAGUCGUACGACUACAUCGGAUCCCAGCGGUUUGUGUACGAUCUGCAAAAAGGAGCCUUCCCAACCAAAGGUAGUCUCACCAAUCCGAUCUCCAUGGAAAACAUCGAUGUGAUGAUAGAUCUUGGCACGAUGGACGAUCUCAACAAGUUGAGAAUUUUCAAAGCAUCAGAGUUGGUUGUGGCGGACAAGAUUGCAACAAUGCUCGGAAGAAUAAACUCCAAGUUUGCAUUCAAUGUCGAAGUAGACAAGGCCAACCCGAAGGAAGGUCUCCCUCCGAUGUCAUCCCAUUCGUUCCUUCGGGAAAAUGCGUCCUUCCCAUCCGUAAUGAUCACAUCGAUCCCAGGGAACCACUACUACCAUUCCAUCUACGACGACACCGAGAAUCUCAAAUAUUCCUACGGGAACCAUUCGACGGAGAACGACUUUACCCAGCUGGAGGAUCUUGGCCAGAAAAACGCUCUGUUCGCUGAGGACUCGAUUCAACUUCGCUUGAGGAACGUUUCCUCCCUUCUGGGGAUGGCUAUCUACGAGCUGAUCACCGGCGCCAAAUACGACCCCCGUUUCGGAACCAACAGCGUCCUGAUCGACGAGUUCCUGUACUGCUUCUUGCUUUCAGCCGACUGUCCUCUGUUCCACGCCGCCGCAAAGCCCGACUACCCCAAAGCAUUCCCGGUGCCUCCGGUUCGCUACAUCAGCGUCCAUUCCACGCUUCCUUCGGAGGCGUCCGGCUGGACGCAUCGAAUCCUUGGCUUACUCGUCGGCCAGAAGGUCAACCAGUCCACCAAAGCCGACUGUCAAGCCCUGCAUCUGCCCUACAACUGGUACGCCGGUUAUUCCGGCCAGGGCGAGUGCCGCUGGACGACCCAGAAUUUCACCCAAGCCCUGUCGCCGGCCUUCCUGGACGAUGGGUACGACUUCAAGUCGCACCGUUACUCAACGUGGACCGAGUCCACCUGGCGGGAGUUCUCGGCGAGGAUAUUCUUGCGGCCGUCGGCCUCGCACGAAACCCUCACCCUGUCGAUCGGGUUCGUCGUGUUGGUGAUUUCGUUCGUGCUGGUGUUCCUGAUCAACAGCCGGUCGGAGGUGCUGUUCAACCAGGGUGCGGCGACGAUACCGAUUGCACCUCCAACGCAAUGCUAAACUCAAACUCCAUCGACUGAUAUUUGAGAUGUAACUCAUUACCCCGUCCCUUAUUACCAUCUCGGCCCAAA